This is a messenger RNA of Arabidopsis lyrata subsp. lyrata, 1804 nucleotides long. RefSeq lists its product as uncharacterized. Gene Ontology annotation, cellular component: BAT3 complex. The record is from RefSeq and is a predicted model, not a curated record. Gene Ontology annotation, molecular function: polyubiquitin modification-dependent protein binding; misfolded protein binding. Lineage: Eukaryota; Viridiplantae; Streptophyta; Magnoliopsida; Brassicales; Brassicaceae.
GACCAUGUCCCGCCAAUAGAAGACCAAGAAACAACAAUAUUAGUUUAUCGUAUAUAUAUAUUUAUAAUAUGCACUAAAGACUUGGUUGCAUGUUAUAGGGCGAGUUUAAAACGACGAAGAAGUAGUCACCAAAGUUAUUUUAUAUAUGGAAAAUCAUCAUCUUCUCCUCAACAAUGCAGGGAGCUAAAAUUAAUAGCAGUUAGGCCUUUGUAGUAAAAAAUGUUUAGAUUGGGUAUGGACCCAACAAAAUAAUAAUAUAUACUUUAAAAUUGGGUAUGGGCCCAAAACCCAAAUCUUUUUUUUUUUUGCCUACCCUUAAAAACGGGCCAGCAUGGGCCACACACAAUUUCAAUUUUUUCCCUCGAAGAUUCUUGUAGCCUAAAUCCACGUUUUUCAUUUCACAAAAGAAAAUGAGAAUACAUGAUUCUGUGAAACUUCGAUUCAAAAUUCUCUAGAUCUUGAUACGAGUUUUUUUUUUUUUUUUUUAAAUUGUUUCUUGGUGAUGAUCGUGGAGUAAGCUUUUCAUAAUCGAUCACCAACUGAACAAAUUAUGGAGAUUUAGUUGAUAAAAUUUUAGUCUUUGGCUGGUUUGGUUUAGUUUUCUCGUCUUUGAUUGGAUUCUGUUUCAUUUCGUUCUCAGGUUUUUCAAAAGCUUUUGAAAGGAAUGGGUGACAUGGACGAUUUCACGGAUUUGAUUAGGAUAAAGAUUAAGAUAUUGCAUUAUACAACACAAAACUUAAGUGUGGAGAGAACGAUCCAUGUAAUAGAAUUGAAGCAAGAAAUUUCUUACUAUUGUGGAGUGUCGCCGGAACGACAACAUCGCUUGUUGUUCCGCGGAAGACUUUUGAAGAAUGAUCAAAGCUUAUCAGAUUACAGAAACGACACUCUGUAUCUGGUUGAAGGACCACCACCAUUUCCACGAUCCUCUAGUAAUGCACGUGUGAUUCCAUAUUCUAUCACAACCUUAUCUCGACAUCUGAAUCGUUUAAGACAAGUGUUUGCUACCUAUGGUAACAAUGAUGAUAACAACAGGCAAGCUCCUAGCCGUUCUAGGGAAGAUCUGAUCGCAGAGUUGGUACAUACGACAAGGCGAUUGUUGAUUGGUGAAGUUGCUGAAUCAUGUUUAUCAAAUAUUUCAAUGCUGCUUGUGGAUGAAGUAAAUGUCACGGAUCCAUCAGCCCGAAGAUUGCGGCAAGAAAGAGUGGUUGAAUCAGGAAGCCUCUUGUGUAACUUAGGAAGUUCACUUCUUGCCACCUCAAGAAUUAGCAUGGGAGAAACACAGGAUGAUGUUGGUCGUGUAGUGUUCAUAUCCCCAACAGGGCAAAAUCGGUAACAGUCACAUCACUCUUGGCUGCAAACAAGUAUCGGAGCAGGAAGGAGCAUAAGAGUUAUAAUUUCACGUCGGAGAUCAUCGAGGAAUCAACAACAUUUCGAUCUCUAUUUCGAUGCAUCUCAAAAUGUAGACAAUACCUCCUCUCCUCGACUUACCACAGAUGAAGAGCUUUCAGAUUCAGAUUCAGAACAUGAGAUGGUAAACACUAACACAGUAACUACUUUAAACAUAUACUAUAGCAAAGCCAAGAAAGAGAUGGUUGGAGUUUCUGCCUCUGAGACACUGUUUUUGGAUGUGGAUGACGCAGAGCGAGUGAAAAAGGAAGCAAUUAGAGACGCAAAAAAGAAAGCUUUUAUAUUGUUUUCACAUUAGACUACAACACUAAAAAAGUCUUUUCUUAUUUGUUCAUCAUAUAAUAACACCACCUUUGUUAUAAUUAUUUUCCAAUAAGAACUGAUCCUUUUAAAGUCA